Messenger RNA from Hibiscus syriacus, 631 nucleotides. Its product is annotated as 60S ribosomal protein L18-2-like. Gene Ontology annotation, biological process: translation. Gene Ontology annotation, cellular component: ribosome; cytosolic large ribosomal subunit. The record is from RefSeq and is a predicted model, not a curated record. Gene Ontology annotation, molecular function: RNA binding; structural constituent of ribosome. Lineage: Eukaryota; Viridiplantae; Streptophyta; Magnoliopsida; Malvales; Malvaceae. Bases 188 to 541 code for a protein of 117 amino acids. The transcript has 4 exons.
UGCAGGAGGUAAGAGCAAGAAGACCAAAAGGGUUGCCCCCCAAAUCCGAUGAUAUUUACCUCAAGCUUCUCGUCAAGCUUUAUCGUUUCCUUGUAAGAAGAACUGGGAGCAAAUUCAAUGCCGUUAUACUGAAACGCUUGUUUAUGAGCAAAGUCCCCCGCUAUCUCUUUCUAGGCUUGUUCAGUUCAUGAAAGGAAAGGAGGAUAAGAUUGCUGUGGUAGUGGGGACAGUGACAGAUGAUAUAAGGGUGUAUGAGGUUCCACCUUUGAAGGUUACUGCUCUUAGGUUUACCGAGACUGCUAGAGCUAGGAUUGAGAAGGCUGGUGGAGAAUGCUUAACUUUUGAUCAGCUUGCUUUGAGGGCUCCUUUGGGUCAGAACACGGUUCUUCUCAGAGGUCCAAAGAAUGGGCGUGAAGCAGUUAAGCACUUCGGUCCAGCUCCUGGUCUGCCUCACAGCCACACUAAGCCAUAUGUGCGUUCAAAAGGACGAAAGUUUGAGAGGGCCAGAGGACGAAGGAACAGCAAGGGAUUUAGGGUUUAAGGUGACUUUAGUGUUUGUUCCGAGGCAUGUUUUUAGUAUGUUGUCGCAAACCAAAUUUUGCUGUACUUUAGGUUUCCAUGGUAUUUGUUU